This is a messenger RNA of Nymphaea colorata (pocket water lily), 469 nucleotides long. Its product is annotated as heavy metal-associated isoprenylated plant protein 47-like. The transcript has 3 exons. The record is from RefSeq and is a predicted model, not a curated record. The coding region runs from base 43 to 405 and encodes 120 amino acids. Lineage: Eukaryota; Viridiplantae; Streptophyta; Magnoliopsida; Nymphaeales; Nymphaeaceae.
AUCAACCAGAAGUGAACACUUCGCUUGCCUUGAUCUGCAACAAUGGCGCAAAAGUUGGUGCUGGAUGUCCCGUUGUACUGCCAGAAGUGCAGGACUAAAGCCUUGAAAAUUGCUGCCGUUGCACAUGGUGUCACUUCAGUGGCCUUGGAGGGAGAGAAUAAAGUGCAACUGGUGGUGGUCGGAGAAGGCGUAGACCCAGUCUGCUUGGUGAAAGCAUUGAGGAAGAAAGUAGGCUACACUCAGAUGAUUAAUUUCGCGCCACUGAGCAAGGACGCAGGCGAAGGUGAUAAAAGUACCGAAGAUAAGGACACCAAGCCUCCGACCGUGACGGGGGGUAGCUGUGCAUGCCAACACAACUGGCCGCCUGUUUAUUGGGUAGACCCUCCUACUUGCUCAAUCUUGUGAGCAAACAUGCAAUGGAGGGAGGACGAUAUCUUCGAGGACAUGGUUCUUUAUUAGCUUUGUCAUG